Messenger RNA from Aspergillus pseudotamarii, 1058 nucleotides. RefSeq names its product putative NUDIX domain. Gene Ontology annotation, biological process: ATP biosynthetic process; AMP biosynthetic process. Gene Ontology annotation, molecular function: bis(5'-nucleosyl)-tetraphosphatase (asymmetrical) activity. The coding region runs from base 49 to 597 and encodes 182 amino acids. NCBI's taxonomy places the organism in Eukaryota, Fungi, Ascomycota, Eurotiomycetes, Eurotiales, Aspergillaceae. The record is from RefSeq and is a predicted model, not a curated record. The transcript has a single exon.
ACAGUUAAUCCAACAUGAUCAUUGUCGGACUGACUGUGUAGUAGCAUUAUGGCAACCUCACCCAACACCACGACGCAAUACACCUCGGAGCAAUUCGUCGAAAGCAGUGGGGCGAUCUUAUUCGACCUAUCGCACAGCCAAAACAAGACUGUCUGCCUAAUUCAUUACCACGCGAAGAACGAAUGGCUUCUCGCAAAAGGACGCCGUAAUUGUGGUGAAUCCAGACAGGAGGCUGCCCUGCGCGAAGUCCGCGAAGAAACUGGCUAUCAGGCUCAUCUCCACCCGGUCACAAUGCAGACCCGUGCCCCUCCAAUCGACGAACAGGGCCACAUGCCCGAUGUACCUCGCUCGUUCCCGGAUAUCACAGAGCCGUUUAUGGUCACUAUGCGACAGUUAGGCAAGGAUGGUGGGAAUGAUGUUAAAAUUAUCUGGUGGUUUAUUGCUGCCCUGGGUGAGGGGGUGGUUCCUGGGUCUGGUGGUAGUGGGGAGGAGCAGUUCACAUCGGAAUUCUUUCCCUUGGAGGAGGCUUUGGAGAAGCUGAGUUUUCAGGAUGAUCGCAAUGUCCUGCAGAAGGCAAUCUCAUUGGUACAACCUUAAAGAAGGUUUAUCUGGUGUGAAUAGUAAUCGCUAUUGACAUGUAUGCUACAUUCUAUUCGAAUGACCAAGCCGUAUCCAGCCAGAAUCACAAACCUUCACAUUCACAUUCGCAUUCGGGUCAAUGCCCUGUCCACUAAUUCCAACUGGAUGUCUAACAAACAAACGAUAUAAUCGUGGGGUUCUGAAUCAUCGCAAUUGUCCGUGUACAACAGACCAUGUGUCAAACGAGCGUGUGUCUAAGCAGACAUGUUGUCGUUCCAUCGCAGCACAAAUGGGUCUUCGCUAGCUCAUAGACACUAUCCUUGCUUGAAGUCAGUACAGUACCAAUAAUCAGCUCUUCAUUACAAUGUAAGGCAACAGUUCUAUGGUCUCUCCACCGACAAGAUGCCGAGGCUUGGCAGCGGCGUCGGGGUUGAUAGUAGGUUUGGUACGAGAAGAUGACUACCCGUGACAGUCGCCUA